GAAUAAAGCACACUUCACACACACAUUCGUUCAUCAUGAAAUACCAAUUCUUGACUGCUUUAGCCGCCACUGUGGCCUCUGUCAAUGCUAUGGGUGAUCUUGCCUUCAACUUCGGUGUCCAAGACAACUCAGGAAACUGUAAGAGCUCUGAAGAAUUUGCAGCUGACUUGAAGACCUUGUCUUCAUACGCCAAAAUCGUCAAAACUUAUGCUGUUUCUGAUUGUAACACUUUACAAAACUUGGGACCAGCUGCUGACGACGCCGGAUUCCAAAUGAUUGCCGGUAUCUGGCCAACCGAUGAUGACCACUUCAGUUCUGAAAAGACCGCUUUACAAAACUACUUGCCAAAUAUUUCCAAAGAUACCAUCAAGGUUUUCACCGUUGGUUCUGAAGCCUUAUACAGAGACGACUUGUCUGCAUCUGACUUGGCCGACAAAAUCAAUGAGAUCAAGGACUUGUUGAAGGAUAUCAAGGACAAGAACGGAGACUCAUAUGGUGACGUUCCAGUCGGGUUUGUUGACUCCUGGAAUGUUUUGGUCGAUGGGGCCUCUCAACCAGCUAUCAAGGCUGCCGACUUCACCUACGCCAACGCCUUCUCCUACUGGCAGGGACAAACCUUGAAAAACUCAUCAUACUCCUUCUUCGAUGAUAUCAUGCAAGCCUUACAGGUAAUUCAAACCACAAAGGGAGAUACUGACAUUGAGUUUUUCGUUGGUGAAACCGGAUGGCCAACUGAAGGUACCAACUACGAAAAUGCCCAACCAGGUGUUUCUAACGCCAAGACUUACUUUCAACAAUCCGUCUGUGCUCUCAGAGCUUGGGGUGUCAAUGUGGGUGUUUUCGAGGCUUUUGACGAGGCUUGGAAGCCUGACACUUCUGGUACUGAUGAUGUUGAAAAACACUGGGGUGUUUUCGACUCUAACUCAGACUUGAAGUAUUCAUUAGAUUGUAACUUUUAAUGACAUCUACCGGUGGGUGUAUGGGAUUUUUCAUAGGUUUAUAAGGUUUUUAGAUACCCAAAUUAUUAUUUCCUCGUUUGUACUUGUACUUUAAUGAAGCAUCACCUUGC
Molecule: messenger RNA, 1069 nt
Organism: Yamadazyma tenuis ATCC 10573
Lineage: Eukaryota; Fungi; Ascomycota; Pichiomycetes; Serinales; Debaryomycetaceae
Source: RefSeq, a predicted model, not a curated record